Molecule: messenger RNA, 2097 nt
Organism: Perca fluviatilis (European perch)
Lineage: Eukaryota; Metazoa; Chordata; Actinopteri; Perciformes; Percidae
Product: B-cell receptor CD22-like
Exons: 10
Coding region: 37-1368 (443 amino acids)
Source: RefSeq, a predicted model, not a curated record
UGCUUUUAUCUGUCUAGAUAGACGAGAGGAGCAGCUAUGAGUUUAACAGCAGCGGCCAGUGGAUUUGUUGUCUUCCUUCUGUCCGUGCCAGUGAUACAGGGUCAGAAUGGCUGGGGAGUGACUUACACCUCUACUCAGAUCUGUGCCUCCAAAGGAUCAACAGUGGACAUACACUGCACCUACACAUACCCAUCCACUGUAACAAACAUUACACAAACGUUCUGGCAUCUUGUAGAUGGUAGGGAUGUAAAAACAGUCUUGGAGUACACAGGCCGUGUGCAGUAUUACUGUGGGAACAACAAAACCUGCACUCUGAGAAUCUCAGACCUGAGACAGAGCGACUCAGUUGAGUACAGGUUCAGGUUCAUAACAAACCAAGCAGGUGGAAUGUGGUCUGGUACACCUGGAGUCACACUAUCUGUCACAGCAUAUUUAGCUCUCCAGAUGGGGGUGAACAAAGUAACAGUCAAUCCGUCUGAUACCGAAGCAGAGCUGAGUUGUAAUAGCAGUUGCAGCAAACCUUCUUAUGUCUGGAUCAAGAAUGGACAGAAAGUUCCUGAAGAAGCUUCUUCUUAUACAGCCUAUUUGAAUCCUGGAGACAGCAUCGCCUGCGCUUUGAAGGGACAAGAGAAAUACCACACUCCUUUACUGUAUGCUCCAAAGGUUCCCUCUGUGUCAGUGAGUCCCUCUGCUGAGAUAGUGGAGGGCAGUUCAGUGAAUCUGACCUGUAGCAGUGAUGCUAACCCAGCAGCUAACUACACCUGGUACAAGGAGAAUGAAGACUCACCAAAAGCAUCAGGACAGAUCUUCACCAUCACUGACUUCAGAGCUGAACACAGUGGGAAUUAUUACUGUGAAGCCCAGAACAGCAGAGGACGUCAGAACUCCACCUUACAUCUGACUGUUGUAGCAGGAACAAGUCCGUUAAGAGCUGCUGGACCAAUCAGUGUUGUUCUCCUGGCUGUCCUAUCCCUCUCUGUCUUCCUGUGGAUCAGACCAGAAAGAGGAGGGCUUCCAGGGACUCGUCUGGACCAGACAACAGGGAACAGUGUGUACCUGAUCCGAGUGAGCCAGAGGAGCAGGUUGACCUUCAGUACGCCACCAUCCACGUCUCCAACAGCCAGGCAGAUCCUCUGUACUCCAACAUCAGAGCUGCUCAGCCCCUCAGACACAGGGAGCAACAGGAAGCCGUUGAGUACGCUGCCGUCAGCUUCAACAGUGGCAGUACUGCCCCGAGAACCAGAGGUCGGGACACUGGAGAGGAUCCAGCUGCUUUGUACAGCACAGUCAACAACCACCGAUGAAAACAACAGGCAUUGCAUUUAUAGUCUGAUAUUUCUAUCUUUUUUUCCCCAAAACAUUAUUUAAAUAAAUAAGGUAACCACUGAUUCUUAUACAUUUUAUUUUAAGGAUGGCCCUCUCCAAGAAUGUACAGAGAGAGAGAGAGAGUUAUAAAUUUUAUAGAAACUUAAAUGUAUUACUUAAACAUAAACCGGUGUUCAGUUAUUUUACUCUGUAUGAGUCAGCUCUAAAGAAUGAGUUAAGUAUUUCAUGAUUUAUUUUGUUAAAUUGUAUAUAUACUAUGAAAGGACAAUAUUCAGUGACCUUUUAUGUGCGGUUUGAAUUAGUCCCUAACUGGUCUUCCUCCCAAACGUCCCCGUGCAGACGCUAAAACAUACCUGAAGUAGUUGUUAAUGCAAAAAGGGAUGUGAUCCCCAACUGGCUUCCCACCUGCAAACACUGGAAGUUGUUUUUGUUGGAAAGCACGGUCAAUAUAUAUUUGACGGUAGAAAAAAAGUCAGAAAAUGUGAGGAGAAAGUUAUAACAUGCAACAAAGGUUGCUGGCUGGAAUAAUACAUUUAAUGUUGCGAUUAACUGAUUGGCGUCUUAAUCAUUAGGCCUUUAAACAUAUUCUGACAUGCAAAUUAGCACCAAAAACAAAUGACAGCAGAGGUCAAUCAUAAAGAGAAGACUUGGGUAGAAGUAUUCAGUGCAUGCACAAAAUAUCUUCAAAGGUCCAGUGUGUAACAUUUUUAGUUGAUCAUGAUCAAAAUCUGUUGCCCAUUCACAAACUUGUCCUUUUUCAUGAAUAUUUAC